UUUUGACCAGAACAAAGGUCUUGGUAAAAGAUCAAUUCUGCCUUUAAUCUGUUAAUAGAACUGGAAUUAUUGAGUCGCUAAUGCAAUUUGUGAUUGCGUGUCACAAACAUGUUACUCAGACUGAAAACCAUCAACAACAUCUGAUUGCAAAUCCUAAAUAACACAACCCAUGCUAAGUCAUUAUUUGAGUUAGAUAAAAUCAAUAGCGAAGUACAUUUUAAAUUUUGAAAAUUCACAAGUUCUUUGAAACAACAAAAUGAUGCGUUUUCUUGGAUUGUCCUUCUUACUGACGAUUUUAACUGGUUGGAGCUAUGGACAAGUGUGUGAACCAUGUUGUGCUGGGCAUACAGUGAGCGUCAACUCUCCAAAUUGUAUGUCAUUCUGCAAUGAUUUCAAGGCAAAGUUCAAACAGCAGGAAGACGCAAUGGAUAUAAUACUAAGAGAAGUCAAUAACACAUUUCGUUGGGCAGAAGAAAUGCAGAAUCAACUUGUCGAAAAUGAACAGUCACUUGCUACGUUAAAAACAAGACUUGACGACAAUGAAGCUAAACAAGACACGAUCAGAGAGAAGCUUGGCGAACUAAGUGUUUUGGCCGGAACGGUAACUAGUAUGUUGAACGCCCACUUCAUUGAUAUCUUAAAGAGAAUGGCGUUAUUGGAAACAUCACUGGGAGUCAAGCAUAAAGCGAGGAUAGAAUAUCUUGAAAAUACGAUAAGUCUAAUUAGCAUGAAGUUCACCUUUCUUAUGAUCGGCUUGGAUCCUAUGAUGGCAAAAGUGGAGAAAGAAGGCCAAGAACAAAUUCAAGCAAUUGAGGACAUCGGGAAGGCCGCAAACGAUUUCCUGGAAAGCAUAGAGAAUCAAUACGAUAGUGACUCAAGCAACAUAACUGCACAAGAAGCUGUCGAAUCCACUGCUUUGGACAAGAGCAUUACAAAAUUGCAAGGUGCAAAGGCAACCCUGUCGGGUUACUUGAAGAUGUGCAUGCCAAGCCCCCCGUAGGAUCUAGAUCGACUGCUAUCCGAACAGUACUAAUAUGGACAAUGUAUAAGUGCAAAUGUGAAAUAUGACAAUAAAAUACAGAGUUAUGCCGAAAUGUAUGUUUAUUUUUCGUGUAUAACAAUUGGUUCUGUUCUCAAAGCCCCGUGUGUUAUCAAAUAAAUCGCAUCAAUUUAUAAAUUAGAGGUCACUCGUUUAUUUCUGAUAUUAUUUUGCCAGCAAGGCUUGGAAUUCUCAAGAUAAAUGUCAACCGAGAGAAAAUAUUUAAGAUUCGCGUACCUGAUAUGCUUAUAUAAAUGGUUGCUGGGCACGAAAACUCAUUGAAAUCGCAAUUGAAUAAUCAACAAUGUCAAAUUCAA
This is a messenger RNA of Owenia fusiformis, 1356 nucleotides long. The record is from the annotation of a GenBank genome assembly. Lineage: Eukaryota; Metazoa; Annelida; Polychaeta; Sabellida; Oweniidae.